Molecule: messenger RNA, 1386 nt
Organism: Helobdella robusta
Lineage: Eukaryota; Metazoa; Annelida; Clitellata; Rhynchobdellida; Glossiphoniidae
Exons: 3
Coding region: 1-1386 (461 amino acids)
Molecular function (GO): catalytic activity
Source: RefSeq, a predicted model, not a curated record
AUGUGUCCCAAAUCAGCUGGGGCAAUUGUUAAAAAAAAUUGUUUUGAGGCAAAGUCUCAUCUGGGAAAAGGCUUCAGAAUAUGUAUUGACAUCAAUAAUUCAGAUAGCACUUUCACAGAUUCUGCUCUCUGGGAUGAGGACACAAUCAUUCGUGAGUGGGUCUUCAAACCAAAUAAUAAUAUUGACAAAAAGAAUAAAAAUGAAAUUAGCAUUGAUGAUAAACACCUCAGUAACAACGACUCAAAUUAUUACACUGUUGAGGAAUUUUCUAAAAAUAUCUUAGAAUUACAAAAGCAUAUCGGCUGUGAUUUUAUCUCAAUAUUACAUUUAAAUGCUCGUAGUCUGUUUCACAAAUUAUUGAAUCCAGAGAUCUUGUUGAAACAAUUUGAUUUUAUCUUCAAAAUUAUUGUAAUAUCUGAGAGUUGGUUAAACGAUGAAACGGCUGAUUUAAUUAAAUUAAAUAAUUACAAUUUCGUAUACAAAAAUAGAAGAAAUAGACGUGGUGGCGGUGUUGGAAUGUUUAUAAAAGAUGAUGUAAAAUAUGUUGUAAAUGAAAGCAACAUAUUCGAUGAUGACAACGCUGACACACUUUGCGUGGAAUUUGAAUUGCAUCAAGCCUCACUACAUAACAUGAUCAAGAUAAUUGCCAUCUAUCGACCACCUAGUUAUAAAUAUGAGUCUUUUUUAGAAAAAAUUGAAUCGAUACUAAAUAGUCUAAAUCCACUUGAUAAAAUUUUCAUUGUCGGAGAUUUUAACAUUAAUCUAAUGGAUAAAACCUCCAAAGAUUUUCAAAGUUUACUUUUGUCGCAUUACUUCUUACUUUUGAUUGAUUUACCAACUAGAAUAACUAAUAACUCAAUUUCACUAAUAGGUAAUAUAUUUUUUAACUUAAAUCAACAAUGUUUUAAUGGAAUAAUAAUAUCAGACUUUUCAGAUCCUUAUCCAAUUUAUACAGUUGUAGAAAAUACAGGAUUUGUCACUACCGAUGCUCUGACUUUGAAAAGGAACAUAAAUAAGAGAAACAUUUCCCUAAUCAAGGAAGCUCUAUCUUCUGAAAAAUGGGAUUCAAUAACGGAUGAGAGUAACAUUGACACCUGUUGCAUGAAUUGUUAUAAUCAAUUAAAUAGAAUUCUUGAUAUUUACGCCCCAUUGCAACCGCUGAAACGGAAAAAUAAAAAGCCAUGGGUAAGUGAUGAAAUAAUUAAAUUAUCAAAGAAACAGAAUAAACUCUAUAAAAAAACAAUUUCAACACCUACUACAGAGAAUAUAAAUAAAUAUAAGCGAUUCAGAAAUUAUUUUACAUCAUUUAAAGAAAGGAAGAAAAAAAUUACUUUAGUCAAAGAUUUAAUGAUGCAAAAAGCUGUUCAAAGAAAAAGUGGGAGAUAA